This is a messenger RNA of Chenopodium quinoa (quinoa), 1312 nucleotides long. Its product is annotated as RING-H2 finger protein ATL29-like. The record is from RefSeq and is a predicted model, not a curated record. The transcript has a single exon. The coding region runs from base 416 to 1312 and encodes 298 amino acids. NCBI's taxonomy places the organism in Eukaryota, Viridiplantae, Streptophyta, Magnoliopsida, Caryophyllales, Amaranthaceae.
UCUUACACCAAACUCUUUAUUAACCACUAAUCUCUUGAUAAAAAUGUCAUUAUUCAUUCAUUCAUGUAUUGUAAAUUAAACCUCUUUAACAAAUUUCCUAGUUCUUCUCACAAGGACUCGCUCAACACUAAUGGUAGGUAAUACUUCUUACACACUUCAACUUCAAUUACAUGUCAAACCUUUAUUUAAGGAACCCAUGCACUAAUCUCAUGCAUAUUUGCUCUUGAAGUUCUCCUCUUUUUUCUCAAAACAACCCUCACAAAAUAGUCUCACACAAGAAGAAAAAAAUAAAAAAUUCAAUCGGGGUAGAAUAUGGUUGUUUAAUUUCCUAAACCAAAAUUUCAAAUGCAAAAAGUUGAGGCCGGAGUAAUAAAUUUCCGGCCAAUAAUCAAACCCUUUGAUCAUCAAUACGCCGAUGUCGACGUCGGAUGCGCCUAUUCCCGAACCACCAUUUCCUCAAGACCCUACUCCACCCGUUACACUCGUGUUAACCAUACUUCUAUUAGUCAUGUUUUUUGUAGGUUUCUUUUCUAUAUAUUUUUGUAGAUGUUUUCUUGAAAAUAUAGUUAAUUCUUUGAAUAAUAGGCAAACUCCUAGUGGAACUCCUAUUAAUCCAACUAGCCUUACUCCUCCUGGCCUAGACUUAAGCAUUGUAAACUCAUUUCCAGCAUUUACAUAUUCAAGUGUUAAAGAUUAUCGACGUGAUAAGUUCGGCCUUGAAUGUGCUAUAUGCUUGUGCGAGUUUGAUGAUAAUGAUGUCCUUAGACUCUUGACGACUUGUUGCCAUGUCUUCCAUCAAGAGUGUAUCGAUUUGUGGUUCAAGUCUCAUAAAUCAUGUCCGGUUUGUCGGAGAAACCUUGAUGCCUUAGACACGAGGCAAUCACCCGAGAGGCUUCCCAACAUUGAGAGUACAAGAACUAGUACCGGAAACAAUAAUGUAGAUGAAACCAUCGAUGGAAAUGACCCUAGAGAUACUGAUGACGCGAUUAGCAUUGUGAUUAAGGAGGAGAAUGAGCCUAUUGAUGAAGGGAUAUUGUUUGAUGGUAAGGGAAAUGGUGAAGUUCCGUUCAUAAGUGAAAAGUUUCCAAGAUCACAUUCUACCGGACAUUCAAUAUUUAGGAAUAGGAAUAAAGAGGAUGAUUAUAAAUAUACGUUAAGAUUACCAAAGCAUAUCAAAGAAACCAUCACAAACAAGCAGCAUAUUGUCACGUUAAGUUGUACUGCAAUUGGAGAUUGUACAAGCAUACCACCAAGAAGUCAUCAAGUUUUUGGAGAAAUUUCUGAUUUCGCACAAGUAGCUAACAACGUAUAA